Molecule: messenger RNA, 632 nt
Organism: Trifolium pratense (red clover)
Lineage: Eukaryota; Viridiplantae; Streptophyta; Magnoliopsida; Fabales; Fabaceae
Exons: 2
Coding region: 114-521 (135 amino acids)
Source: RefSeq, a predicted model, not a curated record
CGAGAUACACGUGUAAUAAUGUGAGAUUGGCAAAAGAUAAGAAAGUGUUUUGAUGAGUGCAGCAAAGGAAGAACCAAAUUGCAAUCUUCAUUCAUUGCUAUCAUUCAAAUCAAAUGGAUAUUCACACAUGCAUUUCAAUAUCACCUCGUUUCUCUUCAACAACCCAAACUUUACGAUCUUCUUAUUUUUCCUCCAAAUUUCUAUGUUCCAAAAGGGAUCCUAGUAGAAACGCCGAUAACGAUAACAAAGGUGAUAAAUCUUCAACUGAUUGGGACAAGGCAUGGUCAAACUUUAAGAAGCAAGGGAAAAAAACUCUCUUCUCAAAUUUUUCUCCAAAUAAGUAUGUAAGCUGGAAUCCCAGGCGUUCAGAUUUCCCACUUUCUGAAGAGGUUGAUCCUAUCAAGAGAACAGAGAGAUCAAACCUCAAGUUUUGGAAUAGUCCUACUUUUACUCUAGGUGGAGCACUUAUAAUUCUCAUAUUUCUUUUGUUGUACACCCUUCUUGCACCAAUCAAUAAGUAAUUGAAAUAUAGAAUUUGGAAAUAGUGAAAUAUUUGUCUCACACAAAAUGCAUAUUAUUGUAACUGAUGGCUUCUCCGGUUCUUCGCGUUUCUAUAUUUUUUUUUGUGUUAA